Molecule: messenger RNA, 681 nt
Organism: Racocetra persica
Lineage: Eukaryota; Fungi; Glomeromycota; Glomeromycetes; Diversisporales; Gigasporaceae
Source: the annotation of a GenBank genome assembly
AUGGUAUUGGAAGGUUAUAUUAAUAUUGUCAUUGAAGGAAAUGAAGAAACUUUUAAAAACAAAGCCCAGACUAAAGUAUUAGAUGAGGAAGAUCUUUUUAGAUUAUAUUGCGAAAAAAUUUUCAUUGAUUUUUUCCACCUCGUAGAUAUCAAUUCUUCUAUGAGCAGAGAGAUUGGUGAAUGUAAACACAUAGUGUACCAAAUUUCUUCAUUAUUCAAAUUCUAUGAGAGAACAUUUUCUUUAGUUGAAUUUGAUUGGAUUGAGUCGUAUGCUCAUGCCGCAAAGAUUCUAAAGUCAUCUACUAAUUCUGGAAUUGUAAAAGUAGACAUUAAAGGAACGAGAGUGUCUGACGGUUUAGAUAUAUUUCACAUGGAGGUAGCAGGUCCUCUAUAUAAUGUGAAUGAUAAGCAUAUUGCGGACGAUACAAAGAAAACUAUGCGAACGGACAUUUUGAAUUUAAUUACAAUAUUACGAAAUCAUCUUGAUUGUUUAUUAAAUCUUGCGACAAAGAUCAGAGUGUACAGCAUCUUAUCUAUCAAUGCUCGCUUAACCCUAUAUUCAUUAAGCAUGCUUAACAAUGGCCGCUUUCUCAUAAGUGAACUUGCUACUGCUGUUAUACCAUUCAGUUUCAACGGUCGAAGUCAGUACAAACAUGUCCUUAGAUUGAUGGCUAUCCUCCAU